AACAAAAACGAAAAAUGAUACAGGACCAUUAAUUUAUGAGCAGAAAAUAAUCCCCUGGAUCCUCUUGUUUUGUCAAAUCACCAGAACUCUCAACUCAUCAUGUGCAGAUCAUCUCAUUCUAUUCCUCUGUCACGUUCAUUCAUUCAUUCUUCUUCUUCCUAACACCCCUAUAUUUUCAUCUUGAUUAUCAAAGCGCUCGAAUGAAAAUGGUUCGAGCAAACGACGACGAGGAUGAGCAUCAGAACGUCAAGGCCAGGAUCUUCCAGUUUCAGCGGCAGCGCGAUGGAGGCAGACAGACUCAGAGUAUGGCGGAUAUCGACAUCGAUACCAAUAGAUCAGUCUCCCCUGGUCCGGAGAAUAAGCCUCUCCGCACCCAUGCAUCAGCACCUCUGGAGGAUGAAAUUCAAGCUGCACUUGAGUCUGAUGAAACUGUCCUCUCGCCUCUGUCCACUGAGAAAGUCCCCUCUUUAGCCGAAUUGAAAGACAUGGAAGCGAUGAAAGAGAGGUUCGCGAAGUUGCUUCUAGGUGAGGACAUGUCAGGUGGAGGAAAGGGCGCGCCAUCUGCUCUGGCAUUGUCAAAUGCCAUCACAAACCUGGCAGCUUCUGUUUUUAGCGAACAUAAGAAAUUAGAGCCAAUGCCGCCAGAGAUGAAAGCUAGGUGGAAAAAAGAAAUCGACUGGCUCCUAUCUGUUACUGAUCAGAUUGUUGAAUUUGCGCCUUCCAAACAAAGCAAGAAUGGGGUCACUUUUGAAAUAAUGACAACUAGGCAAAGAACUGACCUUCACAUGAACAUCCCUGCUCUACGCAAGCUUGAUGGGAUGGUUAUUGAGGUUUUGGAAAACUUUAAAGAUCAAAACGAGUUUUCUUACAUGUCCAAAAAUGCAACUGAUUCACAAAAAGCGAAAAACAAAAGAAACGAGGAUAAAUGGUGGGUGCCUACGCCAAAAGUUCCACCAAAUGGUCUAUCAGAUGUUACCAGAAAAUGGCUGCAAUUCCAAAAGGACUCUGUGAACCAAGUACAUAAAGCUGCAAUGGCUAUAAAUGCUCAAAUCCUAUCGGAAAUGGAGAUCCCCGAAAGCUACAUUGAAUCUCUACCUAAGAAUGGGAAGGCUUGCCUUGGGGAUUUGAUCUAUAAGAAUAUAACACUGGAAUACUUUGACCCAGAUUAUUUCCUUUCAUCUAUAGACUUGUCCUCGGAGCAUAAGAUAUUGGACCUCAAGAAUAGAAUCGAGGCAUCUAUAGUGAUCUGGAGGAGAAAGAUGACUGCUAAAGACGGAAAGUCUAGUUGGGGAUCAGGCGUGAGUUUGGAGAAGAGAGAACUAUUUGAAGAAAGGUUGGAGACCAUCCUACUGAUUCUGAAGCAUAGAUUCCCAGGAAUCUCUCAGUCAUCACUAGACAUCAGCAAAAUUGAACACAAUCGAGAUGUGGGACAUGCUGUUCUAGAGAGCUAUUCAAGAAUACUAGAAAGCUUGGCAUUUACAGUAAUGUCACGGAUAGAAGAUGUUCAACAUGCAGAUGAAACUUCACGAAAUCCAUCAGUUAGGUCUGUGGAGAGAAAGGCAUACUCUUUUAGAGAAUCCCCAUCAGUUAUAGUAGAGAGGAUACCAAAUGCAAAAGAAGAGGUAGAAAAGAUCAAUUCAGAGGAGGCACCCCUCUCAAUGACAUUGCUGGAUUUCAUGGGUUGGCAAAUGGAUCAAGAAGAGGCUGAGCACAAGAAAGAAGCUCAAGAAGAUGAUUCCACCGAAAAGAAAAAAAUCCCCAGCCUUCUGGCAAAUAAGAAGUUUAAUUAUAUGGAUAGAUAAACUUGAGAAAUACAGUCAGACAUCGUGCAGCUAACCAGUAUUAUCUCAGAAGCAAAUAACUAGAACUUGGGAAGAGACUGACUCAAAAGAAACACCCCAAAACUUAAGUAGACAUGCUUAUAGGAUUGUGAUAUAUAUUUCCAAUAACUGAUGACGGAAUCUCAUAUUGUCUGAACUACUUUUUGUGCUUUCUUUUAUACUGUAUACUUAUAAGAAGUGUAGAAUUUUUCUUGUUCUCCACUUUUGCAUAGUC
This is a messenger RNA of Daucus carota subsp. sativus, 2055 nucleotides long. RefSeq names its product rop guanine nucleotide exchange factor 12. The coding region runs from base 201 to 1802 and encodes 533 amino acids. The transcript has 7 exons. Lineage: Eukaryota; Viridiplantae; Streptophyta; Magnoliopsida; Apiales; Apiaceae. Gene Ontology annotation, molecular function: guanyl-nucleotide exchange factor activity. The record is from RefSeq and is a predicted model, not a curated record.